AUGCAGCCGCCCUCUCUGCCCCUCACUCCGCUAGCCCUCUCUCUACCGGCCUCUCCGCCGCUCCCCUCAAACAGCUCUAGAGAGUUGCUGACCGUCGGGCAUUCCCAUCACGGCAUUCGAACACAACAAUCCGGAAGUGGAGAAUCGUCAGUUCCCGCGCAGGCCGUCGAGGCGGAGCUGGGCCUCUCCCAACAAUUGCAACGUAUCAAGAAAAGAUUUCAAGAUAAAUCGUCCCCUCCGGCAGGGGCCCGUGAAUUCAGGCUGAUCAGAAAGAGUCUCGAGAAACUCUACCUGCCGCUGGCUCAGGCACCGCGGAUCUACGCCGUGCUGUGGCUGAUUGAUCAAACUGCCAAGGCGGAUGCUUUCGAUGUGAAUAAUGGAUUCACGGAUGCCGCCUUUCCAUUCUCUCUGGGAACUCUGCCGGACGCGCUCGAUGCUAGCAUCAAAGAGCAAUUCCUCCAAACGCAAGAGGCCGUUAUGACUGCAGGAGCGAGGAUCGAAAACGGCCAACACGUCCAAGCCCAGUUUGGCACUCUGGGUUUCGAGCUACAAGUGCGUCUCAGCAUGGACGAGUGGAUCGUGGAGUCGGAGCAAACCGAGAAACGCUACACGCUUCUGCGCCGCGACGCCCGCCGCAACUGGCCCAACCACACUCUCCUUGAUGAAUACACAACAUUUCUAAAGGGGCUGAGGCAUGAGCACCUUGCGGACUUCAUUGGAAGCUUUAUAGAUGAGCACUGGAUCAGGGCGAACCUUCCGUCGGUCGGUAUACUUUUGUCUCCACCGGCUGAGAUGCUUCUAUGUGAUCACCUGAAUAUAAUCGCACAACGACGAAGUGAAGACUUGGAGGCGCAAGAGAGACUCACAAAAUCAUUUGGCUGCCUUGCGAAUGGGCUUGAAUUUCUCCAGCACCAUAAGCUGAGGCCAGUGGCAACCACACAAACAAUCAUAGUUUAUCACAAACAGUUGAAGCUUAUCACAGGCUUCAAUGACGACUCGUACGAGAGAAUGGUGUACGAAGGCGCAAUGUCAUAUCGGGAACCAUAUGACAACAUUUACGCGUAUGCAUGGACCUACUCCCAGCGCUCUUCUAGAUCUGCGAUACGAUGGCUAGGGCUGGUAUUUCUGGAUAUAUUGACAGCUCUGCGCCGCAGAUCUUUAGUAAUUCGAUAUCACAGAGAGACUGAAUCAUGGUUGAGAGAUCCACAUUGGCAUAUCUGGCAGGCUCUUGUUUACAAGCUAGCGGAACGCAGUUCCGUUGACGCAAUGGUUCCGCUUGGAUGGAUCAAGGAAAUGAUGAGCGAGUCAAAUGACCCCGAACUUACAAUCACUCAAGUUGCGGAUAAGAUUCGAGCGUAUCCAAGGGAUGGUGAGGGAUCUAGAUUUUGUGGGUCAUGCUGCAUGAACAGUGCGGUCCAAGCCAGUGAGAACCCUUCCACGGCAAGCCAACUCUUCAAGAUUGUGUAG
Messenger RNA from Lindgomyces ingoldianus, 1467 nucleotides. RefSeq lists its product as uncharacterized. The coding region runs from base 1 to 1467 and encodes 488 amino acids. The transcript has 2 exons. The record is from RefSeq and is a predicted model, not a curated record. NCBI's taxonomy places the organism in Eukaryota, Fungi, Ascomycota, Dothideomycetes, Pleosporales, Lindgomycetaceae.